UUAGAAUAUUUUCUCAAAAUAUGAACACCACAAAGGCGAUUAAUGAUAUGAAUGAUAGCGAGCUCAAGCAAGGCCUCAGUGGUGGGGCAAGCUGGCAUGCUGGCUACUCCAAAAGCGCCUACAUCUUCUUUGGGAACCUUGAUUAUAAAAUGAAUGAAGGAGAUGUCGUUAUUGUGUUCUCCCAAUAUGGCGAAAUAGUUGACUGCAGACUUGUGAGGGAUAAAGUCACUGGGAAAUCCAAAGGCUUUGGCUUUCUAGCCUAUGAAGACCAAAAAUCCACUGUUCUAGCUGUUGAUAACCUCAAUGGUGCUGAAAUUGUAGGAAGGACCAUCCGUGUUGACCAUUGUGAGGACUAUAAAAUCCCAGCAGAAUUCCUAGAUAUCGACCAAAGCGAACUCAAAGAAGGUGAGACCCUUGAAGACAAGCUGUACAAGCCUACUGGGCCAGACGGAAAGGGCUGGGGAGAAUUCAGGAACAUCAGUGAAAAGGAUAUCAAAAAGCUCGAAGAUGCUGAUGAAAAGCAAGCCCAAGCAGAAAAUCCAAAGGAAUCUAAAAAGGCUAUAGACAAAGAUCUGUUCAUCCUUGAUGAGGACGAAAGAUGGGAGAAGAUGUUUGCCAAACAGAAAGACCAAGAACUUGAAGAAGAAAUGAUGAUGAAUAAGAAAUUAGAAGGUGAAGUAGAGCGCCUCAGACUUGAACUCUCCCAAAAGAACAAACUACUUAAGGACCGGAAGCAGAAGAAAGACAAGAAGAAAAAGAAAAAGCAUAAGAAAAGUAAGAAGAGAUGGAUUCUGAUUAAUCUACCUUGGAGUUUUAGAGAUCAAUUUUGAUUGAUAACUAUGAGAUAUUUCAAUUUUCUCUAA
Messenger RNA from Moneuplotes crassus, 863 nucleotides. Lineage: Eukaryota; Ciliophora; Spirotrichea; Euplotida; Euplotidae. The record is from the annotation of a GenBank genome assembly.